ACUGUAGAACCAAUAUAUAUUUUAAAAAAAGUAUUUUAAUGAUUGAAUUUCUUUAAAAAUAAUGUUUUAAAUCAUGAAUCUUUGCUAUUACCUAGCGGUGGAAGGUAGUACUAUUUUGACAACAUAUUAAACAACAAAUAAUUUGAAAUAUAACGCGCUUUACGUUUAAAAUCGUUAAAUAAUGCGUCUUGAAUCAAGAUAUACACCCAUAAGCAAUCCCCGUGAUGUAGUAUCCAGAUCAACAAAUACAGAUCCAUCAUCAGACUCGGAGGAAGAUUCUGAGCCAAGCAGGACAGAUGAAAAUUCACCAUAUUCAAUGACCGAACAACAACUCGCUGCGCGUGCUUUAAAGAAACGCCGCGGAAGAUUCGGCAAACAACUUCACGUUUGUAUCACUGUAACACUAGGUUCAAUCAGUGCCGGUUAUGUCAUCGGUUCGGUUUGCCCGAAGAUCCGUGACCAAUACAACGCUAACGAAGGCCAUUACAAUCCAGACUAUGCCCUUUUUGCAACCAUUGUCUCCGCAGGCUUGGCCGUUGGCAAUUUCUGCAUGUCUAUAGUAUCAAUGGUUCGUGGCCCACGCCGAUUAAUGCUCAUCACAGCCCCAUUGAAUGCCUCUUCAUGGCUGCUUAUUCAAAUUAUGAAAACUGUCAAGUACCAAAAAGUGGGAAUGUUCUUCUGUGCGUUCUUCUCAAUUUCAUACAUACGUUGUGGAUCACUCCUACUAACAGACGGCAUACAUGAAGACUAUUACUACUUCUUUAAUCUGAUCUUUCAAACUGGGUAUGGUUUUGGUAUGAUGCUUGGACAUUUAUUCGGCUUCCACCAUUUGUUAGAUUACUACAGUGAUGCCCUAGGCGCUAUAAUUCUUACCGCACUCUUCAUCGCUUUAUUAUUCUGCCGAGAAAGCCCUGUGGCCCUGUAUCAUAAAUCACCACUGAAGGCACAGGAAGCGUUGAUUGCACUGCGAGGACGUGAUGAAAUCCAAGUCCUCAUGCGGCAAAUCAGCAGAGAUCAUGAAGCGCGCGUGCUCACAAUCGGCACCAAGUAUAUAUUCGUCUAUCAUGUUGUCUAUAAAAGUAUGAUUAUCAUUACCACCCUCGCAGUGUUGCAAUGCUUCUACGCAUAUCACAUUUUCAUAAUGUUUGACAUAUCAAUGUGGUACACCAGUACAAGAUUCAAAAUGGUGGAUAUCUUUGGUGAAUUUCAUGAUGGAAUGGUCUAUGGUGUUGCCUAUUACAUUGUUCCGUUCAUUAGUGGAUCACUCAACUUGCGAAUGGUAUUUGGUUUGAGGAAACCUGUCAUGGCGUCCGCCAUUACUGUGCCAUUUGUAUUGGUCAUGCACAGCGUUUACUACUACGUGUUAUUCCACACGGAUUAUUUGAAUAACGUCAUGUGGCUUUCGUUUGCCAUACGGAUUUUGCACAUCAUCUGUGUUAACUUCAGCAGUUCAUGGAGUCUGGAUGUGAUGAUAUCGGAUUACCUGCCAGAGCAAGUGCAGAUUUGGGCCUAUAUUGGUGUUUAUACCAUCAAAUAUGGGAUGUUUUCGUUUCUGUUCUGGUUGUCUUUUAUGUUGGAGAAUCUGCUGGGCGCUUCGGUAAUCAUUGGCAUCUUCGCGCUGGUGUCUUUCGCGGGGAUUCCUUUUUGUUACUUCUAUAUUGUCGAGUGUAAAGGUCGCACUCUGCAACAACUGCAGUUGGCUAUUGGGGGCAAUCCUAUUGGGUCAAGAAAUUCGUUUCGGUGUCGCUACCAGAAUUAUUUGACUCGAUGGCGAAAGUUUAAACAAAUUGAACGCGAAUCUAGAUUGGCUGGUAGCAAGAUAGAGCCGAGGUUUGAGGAAAUAUACUUGUAAGACAUUAUAACAUUAUGAAUGUCUCAAAAUAUAAAUCUGUUUGUUUAAAAAGUAA
Dalotia coriaria is the source of this 1907-nucleotide messenger RNA. Its product is annotated as facilitated trehalose transporter Tret1-like. The transcript is spliced from 2 exons. The coding region runs from base 182 to 1852 and encodes 556 amino acids. The record is from RefSeq and is a predicted model, not a curated record. Gene Ontology annotation, biological process: transmembrane transport. Gene Ontology annotation, molecular function: transmembrane transporter activity. Gene Ontology annotation, cellular component: membrane. NCBI's taxonomy places the organism in Eukaryota, Metazoa, Arthropoda, Insecta, Coleoptera, Staphylinidae.